UGUCCUUGCCGCAAGUCACGAGACUCACGAGCAGAGCAGUCCGUUCUCGCUAAUUCGCUACGCGUCGGCGCUCAUCUUGUUUGCGUAUUCUUGCGACACGUCUCGCUAGCAGCGGCGGGCGGUAUUCAGCGGCGUUUUCCGUGAUUAUACACGUCACGACGACUCGCGACGCACGGACGCAGGAUCAGGAUCUCGUGAUUUCAUAGUUCGGCGAACGACCUUUACAAGUUCUUCCAUUGCGACAGUUUAACUCUUCAAUAGGCAAAAUGAGCUACGGUUAUCAAGGGCCACCUGUUCAGUUUCCGGGACGAGCACGACCACCAACAUCAUUUGGGGCUCCACCUGAUGCACCCUCUGCCCCUGGUGCUCCGUCUUAUCCUCCAGUGGGCUUCUCAAAUGCUCCAUCGUCUUUUGGCAUGCCUCAACCAUACUCUCAGCUCUCUCAGGCGCCGACUCCCUAUCCAGCACAGCCCAUGUCUCCUCCUGGCUAUGCACACGCACAAACCAAUAGUUAUCCUCCACAACAAAUGCCGUAUCCCCAAUCUACGUCCACAUGUUAUCCCCAAUCUACGUCCACGUGUUAUCCCCAAUCUACGUCUACAUAUUAUCCCCAAUCUGUGCCCGCAUGUUAUCCCUCUAAUCAAUCUGCACCAUCCCCUUACCCGCAACAGCAAAAUUAUAAUACAUAUCCUAAUCUUCAAACAGCACCAGACGCUAAAGAAUAUUUUAACAAUAUGUCUCCUUCCCCCUAUUCCUCUGGACCAAAUACACAUGCAGCUAAUUCAAUUCCAUACCAAAGUGGAAGCUAUCCCGGGGGGCAGAGGGUAAGCUCGAAAUAUUCUUACGCUGGUAAUCCACCUACUGCUGCUGCGCGUGGUACUGCCCCAGCCCCCCGGGAGACAUAUCUGUUUACACCUAAGAUCUCUCCCACGGUUGUGCCUUACGAUGGCUUUGAUGCCAGAGCGGAUGCGGAAAGUUUAAGAAAAGCUAUGAAAGGGUUUGGCACCGAUGAGAAAGCUAUUAUUCAUGUUCUUGCAAAUCGCAGUAAUCUACAGCGCCAAGAGAUUUCAUCUCAAUUUAAGACUCUUUAUGGAAAGGAUUUGAUAAAGGACUUGAAGUCUGAGCUAUCAGGAAACUUCGAAAAACUUGUUCUUGCUUUGAUGACCCCCCUACCUCAAUAUUAUGCUAAAGAACUCCACGAUGCAAUGUCUGGUAUUGGUACCGAUGAGACAGUACUCAUUGAAGUAUUAUGUACACUGUCCAAUCAUGAAAUUUCGAUCAUUAAACAAGCAUACGAAGCGAUGUAUGGAAGAACGUUGGAAGAUGAUUUAAUCGGUGAUACAUCUGGCAAUUUCAAACGCCUGAUGGUAUCAUUAUGUUGUGCCAAUAGAGAUGAGUCAUUUAAUGUGAAUCAAGCUGCUGCAAUGGAAGAUGCCAAACAACUCUUGCAAGCUGGCGAGCUUCGAUUUGGUACGGAUGAGUCUACUUUUAACGCGAUUCUCGUCCAAAGAAACCUGGCACAAUUGCGACAGAUCUUCACAGAAUACCAUAACAUAACGGGCCACGAUAUUGAGAAUGCGAUUGAAAACGAGUUUUCGGGCGAUAUUAAAAAGGGUCUCCUUGCAAUUGUGAAGUGUGUCAAGAACAGAGCCGGUUUCUUCGCCGAACAGUUGUACAAAAGCAUGAAAGGUCUUGGUACGGAUGAUAGCCGCCUCAUUCGACUUGUUGUGACACGUUGCGAAGUGGAUAUGGGUGAAAUAAAAAAUGCAUUUGCCCAUCAGUAUGGAGAGUCAUUGGAAGAUUUCAUAUCUGGUGACUGCUCAGGACAUUACAAAAAAUGCCUAUUGGCACUAGUGCAGACCUAAAAUAUUUUCGGUUAUACAUGAACUUUUUUCGUUGCAUUUAUCAUUCAUCUUUUUACAAAUACGUACAACGUAUGUAUACAAAAAACUGUCCAACUUCUUUUCUUAUUUUAAUUUUUUAAAAGUUAUGCCAGUGACAAUAACGUAGCUUUGAAACAUGUAAAUGAACUUAUUUUUAUAUGCAAAGUUUAUAUAUGAAGAUAUUUUGAGAUAUAUGUAUAUAUCUGAGAUAUAUAUACACAAUGCAAGUACUUAAAUUCAUGAUUUUGUAAAAUUAUUGAUGAUUAUAUACAGAAUCACUAGCCAUAUUGAUGAAUACUAACAAUUUCAAAUAGUUUUUCAAAAUCACCUAUAAUUUUAUGAAAGUAAUUAAAUAUCGAAAGUGAAUACACAUUAAUUGCCUUAAUUUAAAAGAUUCAUUAAUAAGUGCAUUUAAUUGUUAUUUUUUAUUCAUCAAUAUAUUUAGUUAGUGACUAUAGAAUUA
Molecule: messenger RNA, 2346 nt
Organism: Wasmannia auropunctata (little fire ant)
Lineage: Eukaryota; Metazoa; Arthropoda; Insecta; Hymenoptera; Formicidae
Product: annexin B9-like
Exons: 9
Coding region: 267-1865 (532 amino acids)
Cellular component (GO): cytoplasm
Molecular function (GO): calcium ion binding; calcium-dependent phospholipid binding
Source: RefSeq, a predicted model, not a curated record